AUGAAGUACUCGAGUUUUUGGAGACCGCGAUCGGUGCUUCAUUUCUGUCGUCUUGUGCUUUUUCUGGGACUGGCGAUUUUGUUCGUGGUGGUUUGCUGUUGGGAACCGCAUGUGGAGAUUACGUUUUAUCCGCGAAGUUGGAUUGCGCGGGAGGUACUCCCUAUAGAGCCGCUUGCAGGGUGUUUUGACCCUAUGCGAGUGUCGCCGAGGUAUAAUUUAUCGCAAUUACACGCACCAAAGCGGUAUGAAGUACAAGCGGGCAUGCCUAUGCAACUUGGUCUCGAUUGUUAUGAUUUUGCUGGGACUUUACAACCUCAACCUCGACGUCCGCCUUUACCGGGUGAAUCUCCACCCGAACGUGUCAACUUCCAUACAUACUGGCGAACAGACCUCGUACCAUUCGGCGAACGUCAGGAAUGGAUGGUAAAAUCCUUCUUCGCCACACAGGACCUCGCACAUGCCCGACUUAUUUUAUGGUCGAAUGGGGACCUACGAAGUAACGAGAUGGUACGUCGUUGGACGAGGAAAUAUCCUGAUGCGUUUCAACUUCGGAUUGUCGAUGUUGAGAACUUGGCGAAAGGAACUGCGCUAGAGGGGAGUGAUCUGCUUUAUGCGAAGGACAGUAAAGCUUGGGUGGAUGGUGACCUUGUGAGGUUGCUUGUCACUUGGGCGUAUGGUGGUGUGUGGAUUGAUAUGGAUUCGUUGCUUACGCGGGACCUUUCGCCUCUACUCGAACAUGAAUUCGUUACUCAAUGGGAUUGUUACGACAAAAUAUACCAACCAAUGAACGGCGCAGUAAUGCACUUCAAACAACACUCUCCCUACCUCUGCGAAGCAUUCGAGAUCAUGGCCCGUUCCCCACCCCCCAAAUCCGGAACGACUGAAUGGGGGUCGCUCUUAUACUUCAAACUCUGGCGGCGACUCAUCGCAUCAAGCAUCCCACCCUUCAAAAUCCUACCGUUUUGCUUUACGGACGGCCGUUCUUGUCGACUCGAUAAUCGACUCCCCGACCCGUUCGCAAAGGACCGCGCUACGUGGGCCGGGAUGCGCGGAUUACACGAGGGAGGACCGUUAGACCAGGCAUUGGGUAAGAUAUUUUCGGUACAUUUGCAUAAUCAGUGGCAUAAGAGUUUUCCGAGAGGUGGAUGGGUGGAGAGGCUUUUGUUGAAGAGGUAUGAUCGAGCGUUGGGGAUUGAGGGGUCUCCGUUGCAUCAUUUACACCAGGCUGGGGAGAAGCCGUUCAUCCUCCUUGAGAAAGAUGAUGAUUAG
Messenger RNA from Fomitiporia mediterranea MF3/22, 1269 nucleotides. Its product is annotated as glycosyltransferase family 32 protein. The record is from RefSeq and is a predicted model, not a curated record. The coding region runs from base 1 to 1269 and encodes 422 amino acids. NCBI's taxonomy places the organism in Eukaryota, Fungi, Basidiomycota, Agaricomycetes, Hymenochaetales, Hymenochaetaceae. The transcript has 2 exons. Gene Ontology annotation, molecular function: hexosyltransferase activity. Gene Ontology annotation, biological process: glycosphingolipid biosynthetic process.